GCGGGCGGCGGAGAGGGGAAAAAGGGCAGCCGGGAGAAGAAAAAGCCUCGCAGUAGAGAGAAGACAAAGCAUCACACAAGAGACGGGCAGGGGUUUGAUGUCGACCGAGACGAGGAUGGUGGGGUUCUGGCGGUAACAGGCAGCACCUCAAUGGAGACGGGGAACGACUUUAGGCCUGGGUGGAUUACGCGGCCUGGCGAGCAGGACCUUGUGAUUAGCUCCACCAGCGCAACACAGUUUACCGAUAUUGUUGGCAGGGCACUUGUAGCAAAGAAUGGAACUUGCUUCGCUCAGCUCCAAAAACGGUUGGCGGAUGGUCUCGGAUCAAUUCGAACCUCGAAGACGACAUCGUCGUCCAAGACUCAGUGCCUUCCGGGAAGCGGGACGACAACAUACCACGGAUCCGACAGCGACAAGCUCGUCCCAUGUUCGGUUUCGCCUCAAAAGGAAGUUCGGAUUAAUCCGAACCGGGAAGCCAGUACCGUUGAGCGAGCACAGCGGUCUACGGAACUCGAACGGAUGGUCCAAGUUUCCGAAAACCCUGGCGGCAAAAUUUGGAUUCAUCCGAACCAGGAGGACGUAUCCGCCAUGACAUACGAUAGGUGUCAGGAUGCCGUAAUGCUGUGCAUGGAAGUCCACAAGGAGCUGCAGGCAGGCUGUCCGGAUGAGGGUGAGUUAGUGACCAGUUUCAAUGUCGAGCACCGCACACUCGGAGCCGAAUGCCAGGUGAUGGUACGCGCUGAGUUAACAGUCUUAAGCGACUCACCGGUGAAAGCAGACACGUCGGCGCCGUUAGAAACUGCGGGGGCUCGGAUGAAUCCGAACCGGGGCCCUGUGAGCAUGUCCAUCCCUGAUGCAGCUUUGGAGACGACCGUAAUUCGGAUUCAUCCGAGGCAUACGGACAAAGGACUUCAACUGGCAGGCGUUGACAGUUGUCGACUUCUGACGACUUUGGACAAGGACGAUUCCGCCGACGACCGGAUUGAUCCAACACUCAGCGACGUCGGGAUGGAGCAACCAGUUCAACCAGCAUACGACGACCCCUUGUACUCCGGCCUUCACGACGAGGCGAUGGGAGAGGACGUUCUGAAGAAGUCCUCUGACGCUGUUGGAGAUAGAUUUCUCUAUUUGAGUGACGACGAUAAAGACACAGCGCACGAGGACAAGAAGUUAAGGGGGGGAGAGGUGUUAUUGGACAUCCAUGGGACCUUGAGCACAACACAAUACGACACACUAGCGAUGGAGAAAACCCGACCUGUCGAUGUUGUGGACGUCGACGCUCUCUGUCCGGAAACGGACAGACUAAAAUUACCCGUCGCGGACGUGGAGGAUUUUCGCCAUCGGGACGGGGAUGAAUUUAUGUCGUCUCCGGUCAUCGACGCCGACAUCUCGAACUUGUCAAGUUUCCCUGUGGGUUUGGAGCACGUCGUCGCCGCGUCGACGCGCAUGGGGGCGCCAAUCGUGCUGGGACUGCCAUCGGUGGGCUCUAGUGACGUGGAAGCUAAGCAUGGUAAGCACUGACUUCCUCUGCUUGCUUCCCACUCGUCGGCCCGUUCGUGAAGUGUUGUUUGCUUCGUCG
Molecule: messenger RNA, 1579 nt
Organism: Chara braunii
Lineage: Eukaryota; Viridiplantae; Streptophyta; Charophyceae; Charales; Characeae
Source: the annotation of a GenBank genome assembly